Molecule: messenger RNA, 654 nt
Organism: Penaeus vannamei (Pacific white shrimp)
Lineage: Eukaryota; Metazoa; Arthropoda; Malacostraca; Decapoda; Penaeidae
Source: RefSeq, a predicted model, not a curated record
AUGUGUCUCCCAAACUCCGCUACCACAGGUCCAGCGAAUCCGCCCCCGCGUCCUCCUCCACACGCAGGUCGAAUGGCAGAGGAGGGCGCCUCGGCUACUGUCAUCCUCAUCAACUUCGAGGGCCAGCUGGCUGCUCUGAAGGUCUUCAGUCCCAUCUUCAAGAGGUGGCUUGCGGAGUAUGAGUAUUCGUACCUGCAGUUCGUCGGGGGCCAAGGGGGGGCGCCCGUCCCCCUGGGCUUUUGUUACAAGCCUAUGGCCAUCAUCAUGUCGUACAAUGAAGGUAAGACUUUAAGUGAGGUCCUCAAGAGGCAGGAUAUGACUGAGUGGAUGUUUUUGGAGGUGGCAGCCAACCUGAUCUCCAAAGUGCAGGAAAUGCAUGACUUGAGAGUCAUCCACAAUGACCUCAAGGAGGAUAACAUCGUGGUCAACGAUGAACUGGAAGUCUCCGUGAUCGAUUUCGGAUGCGCUACUUUCGAUGGGCAGACUCUGGGCUACCCGAUGUUUAAGGCUCAUUGGCUGGACCCCGCCCUCCAGAAGGGGGGAAGGAGCAACUACGCCACUGACACUUUCUCGGUUGGGUACCUGCUGAGCAAGAUUGCUGUACGAAUGACACACGGAGUGCAACUGCAACAGCUCGCGAGCAAAAUGGUCUAG